This is a messenger RNA of Schistocerca americana (American grasshopper), 445 nucleotides long. RefSeq names its product neuronal PAS domain-containing protein 4B-like. The record is from RefSeq and is a predicted model, not a curated record. Bases 59 to 445 code for a protein of 128 amino acids. Gene Ontology annotation, biological process: regulation of transcription by RNA polymerase II. NCBI's taxonomy places the organism in Eukaryota, Metazoa, Arthropoda, Insecta, Orthoptera, Acrididae. Gene Ontology annotation, molecular function: DNA-binding transcription factor activity, RNA polymerase II-specific; RNA polymerase II transcription regulatory region sequence-specific DNA binding; protein dimerization activity. The transcript is spliced from 4 exons.
UUUACUCACGUGCUGCAACAGCCAUGCGUCCUACGUACAGCAAGACGACAUAGCCAACAUGUUCACACGGUUCGACGCGAGCAAAUCGACCAAGGGCGCAUCCAAACUGCGGCGUGAUCUGAUCAACGCGGAGAUCGCCAACCUGCGCGACUUGCUGCCGCUGCCCCCGUCCACGCGCCAGCGCCUCUCGCAGCUGCAGCUCAUGGCGCUCGUCUGCGUCUACGUCCGCAAAGCCAACUACUUCCAGCAAGUGUUCAAGAGGCAUGACGUGGGCCUGCACCACGUACCGACGCCCAACAUCGGCUUCUCCAAGGCGCUGAGUGGCUUCCUGAUGAUGAUGACACAGAACGGGAAGCUGCUCUACAUCUCGGACAACGCGGCGGAGUACCUGGGCCACUCCAUGGUGAGUACUUCUGCAGUUCUGAGAAAAUGCGCCCCUAGCUGA